AUGUCCCAAGGACACAAACUUGCAGAAAAGCUCGAGGACGCAAUUAACGAACUUUCCCUUCUGAUCAAUAAAGGAGAAAUCGAACCGCUCGUCCCCGCAUUUGUUCAAACAUACGAUGUUCUGAUUAAUUUGCGGAAUACGUUUUGGCAAGAAGAAGGCUCGGAUGUUCCUCUCCGGGUACUUCGAGAGUACCAUAACAAGAAACGUGCAGAGGAAGAACUGUCUAUGCUUGAAGCCGAGGCAAGACGACUUGUUGCAUACAUUACUGCAAAGGUCUCCACGUUUAAAAGAGUGAUGGAUGAUUCCAAUGGUCUUUUGGGCUGCAAAGUGAUUUUGAAAAGGCAGCUCCACUUCUAUGAAGCGAUCGAAAAAGCAGCUCGCAAACAGCAUCUUUUGCGUGAUCUUUUUGAUGCCAAUGAUGCCAGCUCGUCCAAUACAACACCUGAUACUCAGGAUGAAAAUGUAUUGGAUGAGGACUAUGAUGAAGAGCUCCAUUUCAUCCCACCAUCAUACGAAGAGAUCGAGCUCGCUGUCAAUGACAAUGGCGAAGAACACGAAGAAGAAGAAGAGUUUACUCUUUUUUAG
Molecule: messenger RNA, 585 nt
Organism: Zychaea mexicana
Lineage: Eukaryota; Fungi; Mucoromycota; Mucoromycetes; Mucorales; Lichtheimiaceae
Exons: 3
Coding region: 1-585 (194 amino acids)
Source: RefSeq, a predicted model, not a curated record